AUGACAGUUGAAUUAGAUGGUCGCCGUAAAGAAUUGUUGGAGCUAAACCUCAAAAGCUGGGAAAAUGAAUACACCUUGCCGGUUGCAACCAAAUUGGACUCAUCGCUCAAGAAGAAUACAGCGUUUAUCAAGAAAAUAAAGACUAGCUUAAAUCAUGACCAGUUAAAGAAUAUUUUGUCUGAUAUCAAGAGUUUGUCUUUGGAAAAAUACCUUUCAGAGGUUAUUGUUUCUCUAGUUGAAGGGAUGGUCAAAGUUUCCAAAAGCGAUGAUAUUGCCGCCACAAUGGAAAUCUGCUCUGCAUUCCAUCAAAGAUUUGGCGUUGAUUUUACAGGAGACAUGAUGAAUCAGGUCUUGGUCUAUAUGUUAAAUCAUCGAGACCAAGAUGCCGCUGAUGAUGAAAAAGCAACGCAACAAAUCAUCUCGCGUCAAAAGAAUCUUUUAAGGUUAAUGGGGGAAUUUUAUGCAGUGAAAAUUAUUAGAACAGGUAGUGAUAUCUUGAGCUCCAUUGAUCCCAAGAUUGUUAAACUGUAUAAUUUGGAUAAAAAGAGAAAUGAACCCCUCAUCACGUUAUUAUUGAAAUACUUGCUUAACUUUGAUCUCGAGCAAGGUCGAUGUUUGAGUGCUGUUCAUUCUUUUUUGAAAAGGUUUCGGCAUUUGAUAUUUGAUCUGGAGAAUGACAUCUUGGACUCCGAGGUUAAGCAUGUAUUGAAACAAAUAUUUACAAUAUACACUGAGGCAACUCUCAAAGUCGCAGUAGAGUUGAAAAAUAAAGUAGGAAAACUUCAAGUCAGAAACAAAAAGGCAUCAAUAAGGACGGGACGCAUCUUGGAGGAAGAGGAACUGGAAUUACAAGAAGCUACAAUUCUUUUUGCAAACUUCAAACAAACUUUGGAAUUUCUUGCACCUCUUGUAGACGUGUCAUUACCAAGCACCAUUCUUGAUGCUGACCUUUUAGAUGACACUAAUGGUAAUGAACUUGAAAUUAGUAAUGAAAACACAGUUGAAGUGGUUAAACAAAAGUCCAGUGGGAUGGAGGAAGAUGCUUAUGGAAUAUGGGAAGAUGCAAAGGAAAAAGCUUUUUAUACAAUAAUCCCGCUGUUGGAAGAGUUGUUGUCAUCAAUGCAAAAAGAGCAAGGAGAAGAAACGUUAUCAAAACGAGAAAAUUUAGAUGAGUCUCAAUCAUCUGGUGGGAAGAUUCAAGAUUUCUUGAAUCGUUUGGAAGAUGUCAGGUCCAAUGAUAUGGAUCAAUUGGUGGUGGAAUUCAAUAACUUACAAUUGAAUAAUAAAGCUACAAGGAAUAGAAUAAUGCGGUUUUUCAUUGAAACAUCUACCUUGAACAAUUUGCGUUAUUAUACUAGAUUUCUCAAAAUUAAUGAAUCGAAUUUAAAAGAGUUGAUUGAAGAUCUAAUCACGUAUUUGGAUAACGGAUUCAGGUCACAGUUGCACAGAAACAAGUUGAAUGUGAAGAAUAUUCUAUUUUUCUGUGAGUUGGUCAAAUUCAAAAUGAUUCCCAUUCAUGUCAUUUUUCACAAAAUUAGAAGGCUAACUUUGGAUAUCACAUCAACCAACAACAUUGAGAUUCUUUCCGUCUUUUACGAGAAUGUGGGAAGAUUUCUUUUGCACGAGCCAGAGUAUAAGGAUCUCAUGAGAGGAAUGAUUGAUUUGCUUAAAGAGAAACUGAAGCAGUCCAAUUUGAAAGUUAAUGAUAAACUUGCCAUCAAUAAUCUUCUCAUUAUGGUUGAGCCUCCAGCUGUUAAAGUGCAAAGAGAGGUGAUCGAGUUGUCGCCAAAACUGCAAUUUGUUCAGAAAUUGAUAAGGUCGGAGCUCAACAAAAAUACUAUUUUGUUGAUCUCGCGUCUUUUGAAAAAAGUUUUUGCUUCAAAUGUUGGUGAAGAAGAGUCCCAAGCAUUGUUGGACAGUUUUGCCCGCCCCGAUCUUCUCAACUAUGACAAUUUGCCAGCAUUGGCCAAGCUUUUGCAUACAUUUGCUGACAAGAGAGUCAUAGUUAUCAUUGUUGAUACUAUUGUUGAAAACAUUAUCCGUGGCUUAGAACUCAAUGAUUUCAGAAUGAAUCGCGCUAGAAUGUCGCAAGUUAAAUAUAUCGCUGAGAUGUACAACCAUGGACUUUUGAAUUACAAGUUGAUUAAUGAUUUGUUGUAUCGUAUCUUGUGCUAUGGACACCCACAGAAUCAGCCAUUGCCCAACAAUUGGGAUAUCGAUAUCGAUUUACCGAAUAAUUAUUUCCGUAUUCAAAUGUGCUGUUUAUUGUUGCUUUCUUUACAAUCUGUCCACGUCGAAAUUCUCCCUCUGUUGAAAAAGAAUACAAAUAAAGCUAAAGCCAGAGCAAAAGCAAAAGCAAGAGCUAAAGGCAAAGGCAAAGGUAAAGGUAAAGCUAAUAUGGCUGACACUGCCGGCGCAGAUACAGACUACGAAAAUGAAGACGCAGAAUUCAAGAAAAGAAAAGAAGUUAAUGAAAAUCUUUUGAGUGUGUUUGUAACAUUUUUUCAAUACUACAUGUAUUGUAAAGAGGCGCCAUUCCCAGUUGACGUGAAAUUCAAAUUAGAUGAUAUGUUUAAAAAGUUUGAGAAUGUACCUGGCGUUAUCAGAUACGAGUCUGUUCGAGAUGUAGUGAAGAAAUUGGCAGAGCUGAUUCAAACCAAAGAAGAUGCAGAAACUUAUUUGGAAAAUGAGGAAGAGAAUGCUUCUGAGCCGCUUGGAGAUGAUGAAGACGAUGAGGAUGAGGAUGAUGAGGAUGAUGAAGAGGAUGAUGUGGAUGAUGAAGAGGAUGAUGAAGACGACAAUGAGGAUGAAGAUAUUGAGAUAGACCCAGAAGAAGAAGAAGACGACGACGAAGAAGAAGAAGUAGGUGAGACGGAUAGUGAAGAAGGAGAUUCUGAUAGCGAUGAAGAGGAUUCUGAAAGCGACGAUGACGAGACUGAUAGUGAAGAUGAAGAAGAUGAGGACGAAGAGGAUGAUAUAGAUUUUAGCGACGUGUCGGAUGAUGAAUCCCUACCCGAUGCUAUGUCCGAGCUUGAAAAAGAGCGAAUUGAAGCAGAAAAGAAGUUCCAAAGCGAUUUGGAUAAAGAAUUUCAACGUAUAAUGAUUGAGUCGUAUGGUACAUCAACUCAGGGUCAGGUUGGUAAUACAAGAAAACCACUUCCAGCGCCUGGUCAACUUUUCCAGGAGAACCAAAAUAGACCCAAUGUUGCAUCUAAUGGCAAGAUAAAAUUUGGAUUGUUGACAAAGAGUGGUGCGGGUGGCAAGACCAACACUGUGAAACAGUUGCACUUGCCGAGUGAUAAUAAAUUUGCCGAAUCUGUAUUGCGUGAGCAAGAAAAUAGGAAAAGAGAUCGACAAAGAAUUAUGUCGUUGGCCUCGCAAAUGGGCGACUAG
Lodderomyces elongisporus is the source of this 3393-nucleotide messenger RNA. RefSeq lists its product as uncharacterized. Gene Ontology annotation, biological process: nuclear-transcribed mRNA catabolic process, nonsense-mediated decay. The record is from RefSeq and is a predicted model, not a curated record. Gene Ontology annotation, cellular component: cytoplasm; exon-exon junction complex. The transcript has a single exon. Lineage: Eukaryota; Fungi; Ascomycota; Pichiomycetes; Serinales; Debaryomycetaceae. Gene Ontology annotation, molecular function: RNA binding; protein binding. Bases 1 to 3393 code for a protein of 1130 amino acids.